Messenger RNA from Larimichthys crocea (large yellow croaker), 520 nucleotides. RefSeq names its product RNA polymerase II subunit J (gene polr2j). The record is from RefSeq and is a predicted model, not a curated record. The transcript has 3 exons. Lineage: Eukaryota; Metazoa; Chordata; Actinopteri; Sciaenidae. Bases 73 to 426 code for a protein of 117 amino acids. Gene Ontology annotation, cellular component: RNA polymerase II, core complex. Gene Ontology annotation, biological process: transcription by RNA polymerase II. Gene Ontology annotation, molecular function: DNA binding; protein dimerization activity.
ACAAAACAAGAGUCGGUCGUUUUGUUUUGAAAGGUGUUUCCUGUUGUCUGUGCUCGCGCGCAGGUCGUGAAGAUGAACGCGCCUCCCGCCUUCGAGUCGUUUCUUUUGUUUGAAGGAGAGAAAAAGAUCAGCAUCACCAAAGACACCAAGGUCCCGAAUGCCUGUUUGUUCACCCUGAACAAGGAGGACCACACGCUGGGCAACAUCAUCCGAGCUCAGCUGUUGAAGGAUCCUCAAGUUCUGUUUGCCGGUUAUAAAGUUCCUCAUCCUCUGGAACACAAGAUCGUCAUCAGAGUGCAGACCACACCUGACUACAGCCCACAGGAAGCGUUCACUAACGCCAUCACUGACCUCAUCAGCGAGCUCUCUCUGCUCGAGGAACGCUUCAGAGUCGCCAUCAAGGACAAACAGGAAGGGAUCGAGUGACGUGCCGCUCCCUGAUGUCACUUCCUGUCUGUAGCUGUUUGUGUUCGAUGAUUGGUUUAUUUUUAUAAAUAAAGUGUGAUGUCACAAACCUGCA